Molecule: messenger RNA, 159 nt
Organism: Paramuricea clavata
Lineage: Eukaryota; Metazoa; Cnidaria; Anthozoa; Malacalcyonacea; Plexauridae
Source: the annotation of a GenBank genome assembly
AUGGCCGAGCAAGAAAAAACAAAAAAUCAUCCUGGCGGUCUUAGCGACAAGGCAGACGAGGCGGACCCUAAAAUGAAAGGCCAAAAAGAAAAUUUUCCGCUAGCGACGAAAUCUGGUUUGAUCGAGCUCCGCUUGGUGUCAACACCUUGGGAAAUAUGA